Molecule: messenger RNA, 5042 nt
Organism: Leopardus geoffroyi (Geoffroy's cat)
Lineage: Eukaryota; Metazoa; Chordata; Mammalia; Carnivora; Felidae
Gene: MST1R
Product: macrophage stimulating 1 receptor
Exons: 19
Coding region: 441-4721 (1426 amino acids)
Biological process (GO): cell surface receptor protein tyrosine kinase signaling pathway; multicellular organism development; positive regulation of kinase activity
Cellular component (GO): signaling receptor complex; membrane
Molecular function (GO): ATP binding; transmembrane receptor protein tyrosine kinase activity; protein binding
Source: RefSeq, a predicted model, not a curated record
CCACAUGCCACUGAGAAAAACGCCACCAAGAGAAGGUAUAGGUGACAGGCUUUCGAAGGCCUGGAGAGUCGGGUGGGAGGAGGGGCUGGCUAGGCCGAGCCUUCAACGGGCCCCGCCCACAGUUCCGCCCACGCACCCUGGCCCCGCCAGCCCCGCCCUGCGCCCUCCUGCCGACUUUGCUCAGAGUGCCUGCUUGGAGCAGCAGCUGGGGCAGGCAGGUGAGGGGGCCUCUUCCUUCACUGGCGGUGUGUAUGUCCACCUGGUGCCAGGUGCUCAGACCCGAGGGCAGGGGAGGGCGCUGGACAUCAUACUGGGGGUGGGUCAGCUGCCCGAGGGCUUUCAGGACCGGCUGCGGACUCAGGUCCCGACCGGGACCUUGAGUCUGCUCCCAGCCAGGCCCAGGCCUCCAAGAGUCCCUGCAGGGGCCCAGGUGGGCCUCGAUGGAGCUUCUCUCGCCGCCGUCACAGCCUUCACUGUUAUUGCUGCUGCUACUGCUGCCACCACUGCUGGCCAGAGAGUCCUGGCAGUGUCCGCGCACCCCCUACGCCGCCUUGCGCGAUUUUGACGUCGAGUACAAGGUGCCCAGCUUCUCGGCCGGAGGUCCGGUACAGGCCAUAGCGACCUACGAGGGCGGCAGGGACGGGAGUGCCGUGUUCGUGGCUACACGCAAUCGCCUGCACGUGCUUGGGCCUGGCCUGCAGCCAGUAGAGAGCCUGGCCACAGGUCCUGUUGGAGACCCGGGCUGUCAGACGUGUGCGGCCUGUGGCCCGGGCCCCCACAGCCCGCAGGGAGACACAGAUGCACAGGUGCUGGUGCUGGAGCCAGCUCUGCCCGCACUAGUCAGCUGUGGCUCGAGCCUGCAUGGGCGCUGCUUCCUGCACGAGCUAGAGCCCCAAGGGACAGCCCUGCACCUGGCACCACCAGCCUGCCUCUUCUCCGCCAACCACAACCAGCCCGAGGACUGCCCUGACUGUGUGGCCAGUCCUCUGGGCACCCUCGUGACCGUGGUUGAGCAGGGCCAUGCCUCCUACUUCUACGUGGCAUCCUCACUGGAUGAGACGGUGGCCUCGAGCUUCAGCCCCCGCUCGGUGUCCAUCCGGCGCCUCAAGGCCGAUGCCUCAGGAUUCGCACCGGGGUUUGCCGCGCUGUCCGUGCUGCCGGAGCACCUCGCUUCCUAUCCUAUCCAGUAUGUGUACAGUUUCCGUGCCAGAGCCUUUGUCUAUUUCCUGAAGGUGCAGCGGGCCAGCGUGGCAGCUGCCCCGGAAGCCUUGCACACACGCCUGGCACGGCUCAGCGCUGCUGAGCCCGAACUGGGCGACUACCGCGAGCUCGUUCUCGACUGCCGAUUCGCACCCAAACGCCGGCGCCGCGGGACCACUGAGGGAGGACAGCCCUACCCAGUGCUGAGGGCGGCCCACACAGCUCCAGUGGGCAGCAAGCUAGCUGCUGAGCUGAGCAUCGAUGAGGGCCAAGAAGUGCUAUUUGGCGUCUUCGUGGCUAGCAGAGACAGCAGUCCCGGUGUGAAUCCCAACUCUGUCGUCUGUGCCUUUCCCAUCGACCUAGUGGACACUCUCAUCGAGCAUGGUGUGGAGCGCUGUUGUGAGCCUCCUGUCCCCCCUGGCAUCCGGCGAGGCCUCGACUUCUUCCAGUCGCCUAGUUUUUGCCCCAACCCGCCUGGCCUGGAGGCCCCCAGCCCCAACACCAGCUGCCAUCACUUUCCUCUGCUGGUUAGCAGCAGCCUAUCACGUGUGGACCUCUUCAACGGGCUAUUAGGACCAGUACAGGUCACUGCACUGCAUGUGACACGCCUUGACAAUGUCACAGUGGCCCACAUGGGCACAACUGAUGGGCGCAUCCUGCAGGUGGAGCUGGCCAGAUCUCUCAACUACUUGCUGUAUGUGUCCAACUUCUCACUGGGCAGCAACAGGCAGCCCAUACGACGAGAUGUCAGUCGCCUUGGAGACCACCUGUUCUUUUCCUCUGGGGAGCAGGUCUUCCAGGUACCUAUCCAGGGCCCUGGCUGCCACCACUUCCUCACCUGUGGGAGUUGUCUGCGGGCACAGCGUUUCAUGGGCUGUGGCUGGUGUGGGGGCAUGUGUGGCCGGCAGAAGGAGUGUCCUGGCUCCUGGCAACAGGAUCAUUGUCCACCUGAGCUUACUGAGUUCUACCCCCAGAGUGGACCCCUAAGGGGCAGCACAAGGCUGACCCUGUGUGGCUCCAACUUCUACCUGCGCCCUGCUGAUCUGGUGCCUGAGGGCACCCAUCAGGUCACCGUGGGCCAAAGUCCCUGCCGACUGCUGCCCAAGGACAGCCCAAACCUCAGCCCAGUGCCCCGGAAAGACUUUGUAGAGGAGCUUGAGUGUGAGCUGGAGCCCUUGGGCAUGCAGCCAGCCGGGCCCGCCAACAUCAGCCUCACUGUGACCAACAUGCCACCAGGCAAGCACUUCCAAGUGGAUGGCACCUCCAUGCUGCAAGGCUUCUCUUUCAUGGAGCCAGUUCUGACAGCAGUAAAACCCCUCUUUGGCCCACGGGCAGGGGGCACCCGCCUCACCUUUGAAGGCCAAGGCCUGUCUUUAGGCACCAGUCAGAUGGUGCUGGUCAAUGGGACUGAGUGCCCACUGGAACAGGUCAGCGAGGGGCAGCUCUUAUGUACUACGCCCCCUGGGGCUGCUAUGGCCAGGGUUCCCAUUCACCUGCAGGUGGGGGGCGCUGUGGUGCCAGGCUCCUGGACCUUCCACUACCUGGAAGACCCCAUUGUGCUGGGCAUCAGCCCCAACUGUGGCUACAUUGGCUCCCAUGUCACCAUCCAUGGCCAGCAUCUGACUUCAGCGUGGCACCUAGUGCUGUCAUUCCAUGAUGGGCUUAUGGCAGUGGAAAACAGGCAGUGUACAGGGCACCUCCCGGAGCAGCAUCGGUGCCGCCUGCCCGAAUAUGUCGUCCGAAGCCCCCAGGGGUGGGUAACAGGGAACCUGAGUGCCUGGGGAGAUGGAGCUCCUGGCUUCACGCAGCCCGGCUUUCGCUUCCUGCCCCCACCCCAUCCACCCACCACUGACUUUGCCCCACUGAAGCCCGAGGAGCACGCUGUUAAGUUUGAGUAUAUUGGGCUGGGCGCUGUGGCUGAUUGUGUGGACGUGAACGUGACCGUGGGUGGUAAGAGCUGCCAGCAUGAGCUCCGGGGGGAUGUGGUCAUCUGCCCUCUGCCUUCCUCCCUGCAACUUGACAAGGAUGGUGCCCCACUGCAGGUCUGUGUGGAUGAUGGAUGUCACAUCCUGGGCAGGGUGAUACGGCCAGGCCCAGAGGGGGUCCCACAGAGGCUACUCCUUGGUGUCCUGCUGGCCCUGCUCCUGCUUGUGGCUGCACUGGCCGCUGCGCUGAUCUUCAACUACUGGCGGAGGAAACAACUGGUCCUUUCUCCAAACCUAGAUGACCUGGCAUCCUUGGACCGGACCACUGGAGCCAUCCCCUUGCCUGCACUCCGCUCAGGUUCUGACUACAGAAAUGGCCUUGGUGAGACGGGGGAGGCGCUGAAAGCUGGGGCCACACCCUCUGUUCCACAGGCCCCUCACUUCCUCUCCUCCACAGCAGCCCCUGCCACUCAUGGUCUGGAUUCCACCACACAGAGCCACAAAGCAUCCGUCUCAGACAGUGGGGACGGGUCCUGUGUCCCACUGUUGCAGACAGAGUCCAUCCAGCUUGGGGACUUAGACUCUGCACUCCUGACCGAGGUCAAGGAUGUGCUGAUCUCACAUGAGCAGGUGGUCACCCACAGGGACAGAAUCAUUGGCAAAGGCCACUUUGGAGUUGUCUACCAUGGAGAAUACACAGACAAGGACCAGAAUCGAAUCCAUUGUGCCAUAAAGUCGCUGAGUCGCAUCACAGAGGUGCAGGAGGUGGAGGCCUUCCUGCGCGAGGGGCUGCUCAUGCGUGGUCUGCACCAUCCAAAUGUGCUGGCUCUCAUCGGUAUUGUGCUGCCCCCUGAAGGGCUGCCCCAGGUGCUGCUACCCUAUAUGCAUCAUGGAGACCUGCUUCAGUUCAUCCGCUCACCCCAGCGGAACCCCACGGUGAAGGACCUCAUCAGCUUCGGCCUUCAGGUAGCCCGUGGCAUGGAGUACCUGGCAGAGCAGAAGUUUGUGCACAGGGACCUGGCUGCUCGGAACUGCAUGCUGGAUGAGUCAUUCACAGUCAAGGUGGCUGACUUUGGCCUGGCCCGUGGUAUCCUGGACAAGGAGUACUACAGUGUUCGACAGCAUCGCCAUGCUCGCCUCCCUGUCAAAUGGAUGGCACUGGAGAGCCUGCAGACCUACAGAUUCACCACCAAGUCUGAUGUGUGGUCGUUUGGUGUGCUGCUGUGGGAGCUGCUGACACGGGGUGCCCCACCAUACCCCCACAUUGACCCUUUUGACCUCACUCACUUCCUGGCCCAGGGUCGACGCCUGCCCCAGCCUGAAUAUUGUCCUGAUUCUCUGUACGCAGUGAUGCAGCGCUGCUGGGUUGCGGACCCUGCAGGGAGACCCACCUUCUCAGCGCUGGUGGAGGAAGUGGAACACGUGGUGGCCAGGCUGCUUGGGGACCACUACGUGCAGCUGCCUGCAGCCUACGUGAACCUGGGUCCUGGUGCCUCGGAUGAGGCGAACAUGCACCCAGAACAGUCGCAGACCCCACCUGUGCACAGGAUCGCACGUCGGCCCUGGCCUUCCUCAGAGCCACCACAGCCCACGUGACCUCUGCCCUAGGCAGGCCCCAGGGAUUGGACCUGCCUAGCAGCCAGGGAGUUAAUCCCAAACUGUCUCUAGGCCAUGUCAGGCCAGGGGCAGCCUGAGCUGGCUUCUGCCCUGUCCCUGCCCCCUUAACUUUCAGGGGUGACAGGAGGGAGCAAGGCACUUGUCCCUUCACUCCAGAGAGGGAGCAGUGAGAAUGAUCCUUGAUGUGAGGAGUAUUUACGGCAUACCUGGUGUGUGCUUGACCUUCUGGGCACAGGGGACUUAACAGUGACCGCACAGACACUGGCCCUUGAACUAGUAAAUGAACCAACGAAUCAUCAA